Messenger RNA from Gadus morhua (Atlantic cod), 1677 nucleotides. RefSeq names its product nitrilase 1 (gene nit1). The transcript has 7 exons. The record is from RefSeq and is a predicted model, not a curated record. Bases 398 to 1417 code for a protein of 339 amino acids. Gene Ontology annotation, molecular function: hydrolase activity, acting on carbon-nitrogen (but not peptide) bonds, in linear amides. Lineage: Eukaryota; Metazoa; Chordata; Actinopteri; Gadiformes; Gadidae.
GCGAACGCUCCUAACCAGUGGGGCAAAAGCUAGGUCCAUGGGAAAAAUGGACCCGAUCAGAUCCUGAGAAAUCUCUGGGUCGAUGGAGAGUAUCCGGAUUGGUUAGUGACGGUUGCCAUUCAACACCUUCUGAUUGCCGUGCAAUAUUCGCUGCUGAUUGAACGACUAGUAUUGUGAACUUCCUCCGAAACAGACGGUCGGGGCCCUCAUACCAGCCGCCACCACCGCCACCACCGUCAGCAGCCCACUUUCAGAGCUGGUCCUCAAACCUGCCGCCACUACCACCUCCAGCAGCUCACUCUCAGGGCUCUUACCAGCUGCCACCAGUGCCAGCUUCUCAACGUAAGGACGUGCUUUCUAACCAGCCAGAUCCAACGUCUCACAAUCGCUACCGGGAAUGGAGAUUACAAAAGGUAGACCUUCAGGAUCAGGAGUGAGAGAUGAGAGGUGUUUAUUCAGAAAGCAGGCCAGGCAUUUUGUGACGUAUUCGACUUGGAAAUCCCUGACAAUGCAAAACAGGAUGUCCAGUACAUCCAACCCAGUGGCUGCCGUGUGUCAAAUGACGUCCACGCCUGACAAGGAGGCCAACUUCUCAGUUGGCAAGAGGCUUGUGGAGGCAGCCAGAGAGGGCGGUGCGUCCAUGGUGUUCCUACCAGAGGCCUUCGACUACAUCGGAUCCAGCCGAGACGAGACUCUGGCCCUGGCCGAGAGCUUGACCGGCGACACCAUCUCGCGAUACACUCAACUAGCCAGCAAGCUGAAUGUAUGGCUGUCCCUCGGCGGCUUUCACGAACGAGGCCACGAUUGGGAGAACGACCGACGGAUCUACAACAGUCACGUCAUCAUCAACGACCAAGGCUCCUUGGCGGCCGUGUACAGGAAGUCCCAUCUGUUUGACGUGGAGCUACCCGGGAGGGGCGUCUCCCUCAAGGAGAGUGCCUUCACUAUACCCGGACCCGCCCUUGCACCUCCUGUACAGACUCCCAUUGGCAAGGUGGGAUUGGGUAUCUGCUAUGAUCUGCGGUUCCCAGAGUUAUCAUUGGCUCUGCAGAGACAAGGGGCAGACAUCCUGACCUACCCGUCCGCCUUCACCGUGGCAACGGGCGCCGCCCACUGGGAGUUGCUGCUGCGCGCGCGGGCCGUCGAGACGCAGUGCUACGUGCUAGCGGCGGCGCAGGUGGGCCGGCACCACACCACACGCGCGUCGUGGGGCCACGCGCUGGCCGUGGACCCCUGGGGUGCGGUGGUGGGGGACUGUGGGGGGGGAGAGAAGGAGGGGAGCGGCAAUGGGGGAAUGGUCCUGGUGGAGGUGGACCUGGAGAAGGUGAGGGAGACCAGGAGGAACAUGCCGGUCCAAGAGCACCGCAGAGACGCUGGCUUCUACCGUGGGCUGGAGGCCGCCGUGGACAACACCUGAACUGUCGUUUUGUUUUUUUAUAGUGCAUUCAUUCAAUCAUUCAAUUGUAUUUCAUUGUAUUUAUGUCAAAUUAAAUCAACUCUUGAUUCACUUUGUCUGUUCGUUUUUAAAGUUUAAUGUUUCGCAAUGGCAAUCCUUGUAUAUCAAGACAUAUUUAAACAAAUAAAUCAUUAUGUUUUAACAAACUGAAUGUACAAUGGUAACUUCACUAAUAUAUUUUUUAAUUGCUUAAUUUGAGAAAUAAAACUGUAAAUUCCAGA